UCCCCGGAAGUUGGACGCAUGCGCCGUUUCUCUGCAUGAUGUGUGUUCUUAUUCUAGCUGCGGCUGCAGGAGCUGUGGCGGCUUUCCUAAUCCUGCGAAUAUGGGUAGUGCUUCGUUCCAGGGACUUUACGCCCCGGGAGUCUCUCAGUAUCUUGGUGGUGGCUGGGUCCGGUGGGCAUACCACCGAGAUCCUGAGGCUGCUUGGGAGCUUGUCCAAUGCCUACUCACCUAGACAUUAUGUCAUUGCUGACGCUGAUGAAAUGAGUGCCAAUAAAAUAAAUUCUUUUGAACUAGAUCGAGCUGAUAGAGACCCUAAUAACAUGGAUUUUUCAGUCGUGUGGCAUUCACUAAAUAAUAAAUUAUACCAAAUACUACAUUCACCGAAUUCCAAGAAGCCGGGAGGUUCGGCAGUCCUGGCCCUCCACCGUUUUCACCACCUUGCACUCCAUGUGGCUCUCCUUUCCCCUCAUUCACCAGGUGAAGCCAGAUUUGGUCGUAUACAAGACCCUGAACUGGCUGGUGCCUUGAUCUUGGACUUCCCAGGCUCCAGAACUGUGUUGUGUAACGGACCAGGAACAUGUGUUCCUAUCUGUGUAUCUGCCCUUCUCCUUGGGAUACUAGGAAUAAAGAAAGUGAUCAUUGUCUACGUUGAAAGCGUCUGCCGUGUAGAAACGUUAUCCCUGUCCGGAAAGAUUCUGUUUCAUCUCUCAGAUUACUUCAUUGUUCAGUGGCCAGCUCUGAAAGAAAAGUAUCCCAAAUCUGUGUACCUCGGGCGAAUUGUUUGACAAAUAGCAACUGACUUCUUUAGAAUUUCGCAGUUAACAAUAGUAUGUACUCAAAUUGGGGGGGGGAACCCUACAUUUUAUUGUAAAGGUGUCUGCCAGUCCUGAGAAUUAUUGACGGUAAGGAAUAAAAGAUGUACAGAUGACUCAGUGAAGAAACUGACACUUCUCUUAUGAAACAAACAUUGAUAAACAAUAACUACUAAAUAUUUAUGCCUCUGUAAACCAAAUCUCUUUUCUAGAUAAAAAUAUGCAUCACUACCUGCAAAUUU
Rhinopithecus roxellana (golden snub-nosed monkey) is the source of this 1054-nucleotide messenger RNA. It is a transcript of the gene ALG14, whose product is annotated as ALG14 UDP-N-acetylglucosaminyltransferase subunit. Bases 36 to 785 code for a protein of 249 amino acids. Lineage: Eukaryota; Metazoa; Chordata; Mammalia; Primates; Cercopithecidae. The transcript has 6 exons. The record is from RefSeq and is a predicted model, not a curated record. Gene Ontology annotation, biological process: dolichol-linked oligosaccharide biosynthetic process. Gene Ontology annotation, cellular component: UDP-N-acetylglucosamine transferase complex.